Molecule: messenger RNA, 3417 nt
Organism: Auanema sp. JU1783
Lineage: Eukaryota; Metazoa; Nematoda; Chromadorea; Rhabditida; Rhabditidae
Source: the annotation of a GenBank genome assembly
AUGUCAAGUGUACCUAAAGGUGGUGGGAGAGGUAUAGAUGGGACCCUCCAGAAAACCCAAUAUAACCAACCCCCGAUGUAUGAAUAUCCAAAUCCCACAAUGACCAUCUCUAAUAAUCACAAUGUGGUUCAAGAAUCAGCUCAUAUGUACCGGGUCGCCGUUGAUUCAUCUAGACCAUAUAUUGAUCAGAGGUAUAUGCCUACCUAUCCUUAUUAUGCACAAGAGUUCGUUUCAAAUGUUCCAUAUAUGAACCCAGUGUUGAAUGUACCUCCUGCUCAGGUUCAACCAGCCCCAACUUACCAGGCUCCAGAACGCAAAAAGGUUCUUCUGUCCAUCUGUGACCCUCUCACAGGAGAACCUAUCGAUUUCAAUAAGGAUGACAAAAAUAAAAAAACAGCUCCAGAUACCAGAAAAGCCAAUGCUGAUGCUGACAAGAAGAGAGACUCGAUUAGAAAAGAGAUGAACAAGAAAGUGUUAAAUGAAAUCAAAAAGAAACCAGAAUCUGGCCCUAGUGUUCCUACAGGCACAGUACAUUUCUCUGAAGCUGCAGCCCCAGUGUACUCCCCAGUGGUUGUACCUCCCGUCGUAAUUGCUCCUGUUAUUGCUUCUGUCGCUGCCCCUGUUGCUGCUCCUGUUGCUGCUCCUGUUCCAGUUGUUGCUCCACAACCUACUGCUGCUCCAGUAGUGAAGAAAGAAGCCACUCCAGUCCCUGAACCAGUAGAGAAGCCCCAGGCACCAGUCGAGGCUCCAAAAGCUGAACCAGUUGUUGAGGCUAAACCAGAACCAACUCCAGUUGAAAAUGAAGAUGUGCCUGUGCCUGUUGAGGCUGAGAAGGCUACCAUUGCAAAAGAAUUGGAUAAUGUCACAGAAAGCUCAUCAGUCGAUGCACCAGCAGAGAGUGCUUCCUCUGAAACCCUUGAAGAUGGGGAAAUUGUUGAUGAUCCUGAAACGGAAGUUGAUGCUGAAGAAGAAGCUCGCAGAAAGGAAGUGGAAGAAGCAGAAAAACGUCGUGAACGCGAGAACGAGCUCGAUGAGCUGAAAAUACGUUUGUUGAAUGAUAUCACUGAAGUCAGUUUGGCUAACAACUGUUACGGACGUGCAUUCCUCUAUUGCGUCAGAGAUAUUGAAAAGGAGUUCAAACGCACCACAUGUCCUUUGUCACAAAAGGAAUUAGAAAACUUUGGAAUCGAUAUUCUUUCGAUGCCAAAGGGCUCUGACAAAAAACGACAGGACUUCAAUCCUUCCUGGUUACCUAGAAACUCUAUUACUGGUCAAAGAACAGGCAGAGGAGCUCAAUAUUCGGGUAGAAGCUCCCACAAUGAACACAGAGGUGGAAGAGGUUCAGGAAGUAAGAAGCCAUACAGUGGAAAAGGUCUAUCUAUUGAUCGACCAAUGGAGAAGAAGAUAAAUCUUUCACACAAAGCAGAAGAUGCGUGGAAGCCAGAUAAACUCAAGACUGAAGAUCAGGAGGAUCACUUGAGGGAUCUUCUCCGUAAAGUCAGAGCUCUGCUCAACAAGAUUACCCCAACCACCAAGGAAGAACUCAUCAAGGAGUUCCUUUUAUUCAAGAUUUGCAAAGUUCCCCCAGAGGCCAAAUACAAGGCAACUGAUCAACUGGCUGAGGUGGUCAAUAUCAUUUUCGACAAGGCUGUAGAAGAGCCUAAGUUCUGUCCUCUCUACUCUGAGUUAUGUAAACGCCAGGUAGAUGAAGAAUUGGCCGAGAAUUCCAAAUUGUCUGAGCUCCGUAACGCUCUUUUGAACAGAGCUCAAGCUACAUUCGUUAACAGAGACUUCCAAGAGACUUUCGCCGCUAAGAUGAAAGCCAUGGAAGAAGAAGCCGAUGGUAAGGUAAAAGCCCAAUUGAGACAGGAGAUUGAGGAGUUUGAAGGAAAGUUCCGUAGAAGGAAGUUCGGAAACAUUAUAUUUAUUGGACAAUUAUACUGUCAACAAUUGUUAUCAACAAAGAUUGUCAACUGGUGUUUGUAUGAUUUGAUCAAGCACACUCACAAAUCAAACGAGCGACUUCCUGAGCCUCCUUAUGAUGAGGAAUCUCUUCAAUGCGCUGUCCAAAUGUUGGAAUCAUUAGGAAAACAACUCGAAGGAGCUACUGAUUUCCCAGGUAGACAGUAUUUGGAUCAAACCCUCGGCCAUCUCGAAGAAAUCUCCUUCUUCUGUUCAAACAGAAUCAGAUUCAUGAUUCUCGGUGUCAUCGAGUUGCGUUCCAACAAAUGGCAAUUACGUAAGGUUGUUGACCAGGGACCCAAGAAAAUUACCGAAAUUCACAACGAGAUCAAACAAGAACAGAUGGAGAAUUUGCAACAAAGAGAAUCGUAUGAUAAGAGACAAGGCAUGCGUGCUGGUGGUGGUUCCCUCCGCCGGCCUGCCCCACCACCAGUGAGGAACUCCUCCGAUAAUAGGUAUGGACAGGGUAAACAAGAUAAACGGGCUGCUGCUGCUGCCAGUUCCAAGUUAACGGCGACCCACGCUCCUCCCAGGCAGAUAUCUUUAUCACAGGUCGGCCAAGAGGACAAGAAGAGGACAUGGAAGAGCGGAGCCAGUGGUGGAGGAGUCGGACAAGAGACAAAUAACCGUAUAUCUGAGAGAUGGCAUAAGAAUAGUAGUAGAGAUGGAACAAUUGCAGCAGCACAACGAAUGGGCAGUACUGAUCAAAGAAGCCCUUCACAGAUGUCUUCUGCCUCUCAAGAUAAUGAAGAAAGCCAGGAGGAGAAACAAGAAAGAGAACGGGUAUUGCAAAGGCUAGCCAAAUGCAUCAAUAGUGACUUAGAAGAAGUAGAAGCCAAAGAAAUGACAAUUGAAGAAAUGUCUACCUAUUUAUAUGGACACGUCGGAAGUGAGAAAUACGGAAAGCCUUCCGUAUCAGAUGUGUUCCAACGAUUAAUGCAAUCUGCUGUAGAAUGUGUCAAAGCUAAGUCAUUAUCAACUUUGGGUCAUGUCUUAUGUAAGGCUCUUCAAGACUCUAAAAACAAAACCCAAGCUCUUGCCGGAAUUGCUAAUUAUUGUACUUAUGCCGUAAAAACCGAUGCCUGGUGCGAUUACCCUAAGGUUGUUUGGGGUGGCAUUGCUGAGGUCAUUAUUAACUCUAUCUUCUGCGAAACAGCACUGUUCGAAGGUCCUCGACCGUGCCUCAAUGAUUUCGCCGAGUCCUUCAUUAACGCCAGUAAAGAUAAUCGCGAUGAUCAUCCUUACGAAUUACUUGUAACAGUGUUACGGAUGAUGGCUGAGAAGAACGUGCAGUUAGCCGGUGAGGAUCAUGCUACAUCAUCCUCCAUGACUUUCCACGAAUUGUCAUUCCUCCGAUCACUUGAUAGCGUAAGGCUGGAGUCAGCAUUGAAAGCUCGUCCAGCUCCUGAAAAUACUGGGUUCGCGUCGUUGCAUGCUCUUCUGGAGCAUUCGUGA